CGCGCCGAACGCUGGCGGCUGCCGGGUAACAUGGUUACAUGUCAGAGAGUAACACUUGAUCAUGGAACAUGGACUGAGGCAAAGGCGGCCGAAUCAGCUGCAGCAUCAGCAUCAGGCGCAGCCACCUGGAGAGUCUCCGGUGCAAUGAAGCCCGCCGAGAACAGAUUCUGCCUGCAAGAGGAGAGACCCAACGGUGAUCCGUUUGGCUGCCAUUAGCAAGCAACUUCAUGCCGGCCUGAUUCCUUUGGCAGAGGAGGGGAUGGAGCGAGCUGCCUUGCUGGGGCAUUGAAUUGUCUGCCUCUUCCCACCUUGCUCCAGACGGCACGUUCUUUUUCAAGCUCGCGAUGACGGGAUCCAACUCCAAUGCUUCCCACAGUUCCCACCCGAAAGGAGACAAAGGGGGCCGUUCGAGGAGUUCCCAUGCUCGGACGGUUGCUAUCGCCAACAACGGGGGCUCGGAAGAGGAGGACAAAGAUGGAGGGAUGGUUUUCCUUGUCAACAAAAGUGGCUUUCCUAUUGAUGGGCAAACCUGGGAGAGGAUGUGGGGGCACGUGGUGAAAGUACACCCUUCAGGCAGGGAGAUGGUAGAGACCAUAAGGAAUGCUGACUACCUUGCAAAACCUUCAGUGCCAUCUGUGCCAAAUUACAAGGCUUCCAUGAUGAUUCCAGAGUGGCUUCAGGCAAUACAGAAUUACAUGAAGAUGCUGCAAUACAAUCACACAGGGACCCAAUUUUUUGAAAUUAGGAAAUCAAGACCUCUAAGUGGGUUAAUGGAAUCAGCAAGAGAAAUGACCAGGGAGUCUUUACCUAUCAAAUGCCUUGAAGCAGUUAUCCUGGGAAUAUACUUAACCAACGGGCAGCCUUCGGUGGAACGAUUCCCAAUCAGUUUUAAAUCCCACUUCUCAGGGAACAAUUUUCAUCAUGUGGUGCUUGGAAUUUAUUUCAAUGGCCGAUAUGGAUCUCUGGGCAUGAGCAGAAGAUCGGAGCUGAUGGACAAACCUUUGAUCUAUCGAACUCUGAGUGACCUCAUCUUUGAGUUUGAAGAGUCCUAUAAAAAGUACUUACACUCUGUAAAAAAAGUGAAGAUUGGACUGUAUGUUCCCCAUGAACCUCACAGCUUUCAGCCCAUCGAAUGGAAGCAGUUGGUGCUCAAUGUGUCAAAGAUGAUGCGGACGGAGAUAAGGAAGGAGUUGGAGAAAUAUGCCAGGGAUAUGAGAAUGAAGAUUUUGAAGCCCGCAAGUGCCCAUUCUCCAGUCAAGCAGAGAUCCCGGGGAAAGUCCCUCUCACCUCGGCGAAGACAAGCCAGUCCUCAGAGGCGGGCCUGCCGGAGAGACAAAUCGCAGAAACUGAAUCCUAUUCGACUGACAGGAGUCUUCAGACCGGCUGUGCUGGAUAAGAAAGUGAGUGACCUCUCGACACUGAACGAAGUAGGCUACCAGCUGCGCAUCUGACAAAGCCAGAAGCCAAACAAGAUGGCUUCCAGGGUGCUUCUUACCGCACUUCACCCUGUGAUCUGUGGACAAAAGGGUGGCAAAGGGGGCUUUGACUAUUUAUUUCAAAAGUGAGGAUUUUAUUUAAGAGUUCAUCUAGAAACUAGAAAUUCUAGAAGUGACAGUGGUGGGUGUUUUUUUUUUAUUUAAUUUUUUUAUUUUUCAAUUCAUGAAGUGGAAUCAAGGAAAAGGGAAACAGAAAAACUGUUUUGUCAAUGAUAAUGUUGUGACUCUCCAUCAAGUUGAAAAGGGGAGAUGAUGUGGUGUGUGGCUUAGGUUUUUGUUUGGAUUGAAAUAAUUGUUUCCAUAGUGGCUAUUUUGCAUUGGCUUGGAGCGUUGUGUGAUGUCUGUAGGAUUUAGGGAACUGGCAACGAUGAAAGUGUAUUCCUCCAUGGUGUUCAAAAGUGCUGGGGUGCGGUCAGUUGCGCAAGUCAAAGAACAGCAUAGUUCAGCAGGAACUUCCCUUGCACAACUCCCAUUGAAAUGAACGGGAUUUGAGCAAACCCUUCCCAUUUCAGUGGAGCUCAACGUAAGAGGAGUUGCCGGCAGACCCUGUCUCUCCGGUCUGGUGUUUAACGUGACAUUCAGCAAUAAUAAUAAUAAUAAUAAACAACAGUCCAGAAGUUAUGCGAGUGGGGUUUUUUCCCCUUCAGAAUAUCAAUAUUACCUCAAGAAUCUUUACAACAGAUAUGCAAAACUGACAGUAUUUUGAUUUUGUAACGGAUUUGUACUGUGUUCCCAGCUUUUCUGGUAGCAGCGGAUUCACUGUAUCCUUCCUGACCCCACCUCUUCCGCCUUAUUCCCUAUAGGUGCAUGCGUGUGACAAAGGAAUAUAUCAUGAUAUGCAAGUGUCGUCUUAAAAGCACUGAAGUCUUAUUAUUCUGUUAGCUGCUCAUUGUCUGCCUCCCACAAGAAUAGCCAAUGUGGUACCUCCCAGAUGUUGUUUGGACUGCAGGUCCCAUCAUCCCUCACCAUUGACCACACUGGCUGGGGCUGGUGGGAGCUGUAGUCCAGCAUCUUCUGGAGGGCACCAUGUUGGUUAAACCUGGCCUAACGAAUGGCUGAUAAUGAUUUUUUUUAAAAAAAGUUUUUAAAGUAUUUUGUCACAGGCUACAGCAGGCUUAGCUAAUGUGGUGCCCUCCAGAUGUUCCUGGACUACAGUUCUCAUCAGCCCCAGCCAGCAUGGGCCAUGGUCAGGCAUGAUGGGAGUUGUAGUAGCCCAGCGUCAUCUGGAGGGUACCACAUUGGGUACCCUUGGGCUAUAAUCUUUAAGCACAAGUGGAACGAUUCAGCUGUUCUUGUGCGUAUCUGUGAGCUCUCAGGUUCACAUGGACCUCUGCACAUACAGGCACUGCCCCAUUGUCUUCUGUGCAUUGGUGAAUCCUUUGUGCAUGCAAUGAGAAUUCCCCAUUAUGCUUGGGGAGCAUUUCCCAGGGGAGAAAAGAAACCAGGACACACCACUUGUGCCAUGCAGUCCUGGGGAGUUUUGGAUCAUCCUGAAAAACCAUAGAUGGUCAUUUUGUAUGGACGAGCAUUGUAGUAUCAGUCAAACUGUGCAUGUGCGUGUGCUGAAAUCCUUAAAAACAAUGUCAUAAUCUAUGGGCUUCCCUUAAGAAUGUACUCUUCUCCCUGUGUUUGUAUUAUUCUUAUUAAUAAUUGUCUUCAAAAGGAUUGCCACUUCCAAGCUGAUGAUGUCUUGGCAUUUUAUAUUAAGAUCAGACGACCUGUAUGCAGUUAUGGCCAAAGUAUUUGGGGGAAAACAGCCAUCUGCAUGGACUGCAGUCAGAUGAAAAUGAACGAGGGAAUAAACCCCUGGCCAAGGAAAUGUGUUGUAGAAAGUAGCAAAACAUUUUGCAUUUUAGAGAAAGGAAAUGCAUUUUUCAAAAACAAAAACAAAACAAGACAGCUAGCUUGCUCGUUGGGAUUUGGGGAGGAGCCGGAUGCUGGGUGACUCUAGUCUGAUGCAGAAUAACCCACUUGAUUUUUAAACAUGAUUAAGGGAUCUGAGGUGCCAAUCCUGUACAUGCUUCCCUGGGAGUAAGCCCCAUUGAACUCAGUGGGUGGUAUUCAAUGCUGGUCCUACUCAAAGGAGACCCACUGAAGUUAAUAGAGAUGGCUAACUUAGGUUCAUUAAUUUCAGUAUGUCUCCUCUGAGUAAGACUUAGUGGAAUACAACCCAAUGGGUCUUGCUUUGGAGCAGAGUGCAUUAUCAUCAAACCCUAUGCAUGUUUACUUGGAAGUAAAUCCCAAAUUCAUGUGUGUAGCAUUGCAGCCUAAGAGCAGGCCAUACUCUGUCAUACUCCUUUCCCUUCUCUUCUUUCCUUCAGAUUUAAUUUCUGCCUUCCCUUCCCAGCAUAAGGCACUGUUUCGAGUUGCAUGUGGCCUCCUGAUGCAACCUAAGCCCUAUUCAGGUGUGAAAGGGCUGACAUGAUGAGGACAGAAUGGGGAUGUACUCUCUGGCCUCACCCCUCUGCAUGUCCCCAUCACCCUCCCUGCAUUGGAGGUCAAAGGUUUGCAGCAAGCCUGCGUAGCUUCCCUGCACAAUUUAGAGCCUUUACCCAACCAGGGCUCUAAAUUGUUUGGAAAGGCUACACAGCAGGUUCUUUGUUGAAGAAUCCUGACCUUCAGCAUGUGGGGAUGGGGAGGGAGGAGCAACUCCCCUCAUCAUGUAAGCCCUUUAAUGCCUGAAUACGAAUACCAGGGUUCUUUUCUGCUAACUAACUUCAAACCACAGUUGUGGUUCCUAGUUUACAAGUGAACCAUGGUUUGCGUAAGGGCAUUUGUAAUGUGGAACCAGGGGAAGCACUGUGAAAAAGGGAGAAGGAGCAAUUGAGGGGAAGAAGUGGAAGGAAGCAUGCAAGUCUGCAGCCUCCACCUGAUCUCUGUGCCAGAUCUAUGUAUUAUAGAAGGAUCUUGUGUUCAAGGCAACAGCCAGAUGUGUGGCAAUGUGCUCACCACAAUGUGCACCCUGCUCAGCAAGGGCCAGUGGGUGGAAGGGGCAGGCUCAGUUGACCUCCUGGGGAGGGGAAAGGAGGGGCUGGGACAUGCCCUUGCUUAGGCUUUGUGGUUAUGUUCCUGACAAGCCUAGCUUUCCCCAACCUGGUGCCCUUCAUAUGUUUUGGACUACAACUCCCAUCAGUCCCACCAGCAUGGUCAGUGGUCAGGGAUGAUGGGAAGUGUAGUCCAACAACAUCAGGAGAUCAUCAGUUGGUAAAGAUUGCCUUAGCCUUGUUGAGGCAUUCACAUGAAUGCAUGUAGGCUAAAACGUGGGGAGCGGGCGGCAGCCUCUAGCAUCCCUAUCUGUGCCAGCUCCCUUCAGGCCUUUGCUGUCAGCAUGGAAAGUUCUGAAAUGGGCCCGGUCCUUUGGGAGGCUGGGGCAUGGCUUGCAUGUGUGCCCUUGCCCCCUUCUAAUUUUUAAUUUUGAUCCUCUAAAAAAGGGCCGAUUUUUAAAUGGGUGAUAGGCACCACCGAGAGUGGUUAAUGUGAUGUUUUUCUUAUCGCACUGAUUUUUAGUCAUCGGGUGAUGCAAUCCACAUAACGUAGUUUACACAACAAAAUAAGGCAAACUACGGCUUGGUGAGACUGCGCAAAUGUGCGGGCUUCUGGAGAGGAGCUUGCAGGCCUUCUGUUCCUCACCCGUCCUUUUUACUACCACACCAUGCUGAGAACAAAUCUUGGUUCCAGCUUGUGGUUAGUGACAGAGCUUAACCAGGAGUUUUGGUUUGGAUGCUCUGUGCCAGAGAUGGAGAAACUGUGGCCCUCCAGAUUUUGUUGGACUCCAGUUCUCCUCAGCCUCAGUCGCCAUAGCCAAUGGUCAGGAACGAUGAGAGUUAGAGUCCGACAACAUCUGGAGGGCUACAGGUUCCUCACCCUUGCUGCAAACCAAACCUUGGCUUAGCUCAACACAUAAGUGAAAAGGCCUGGGGAGGAGCAAAACAGUGGUCUUGUGUGGUCUUGGUAAGCCACAGCUGGGCUUACUGUGUCGUGUGAACCAGAUCAAUUCUUGAGUUUGAAUUUCCUCUUUUUCUAAAGUACUAUGAGACAUGUCUCUAAUAAAUGUGAAGCGUUUGGGGCACAAUUCAUCAUGAAUGUCUCUUGCAUUCGUUCUUGAGAUUAAUAGGAGUUAUUCAGGAAAUCCUGGAUUUUGCCCCCUCCUUGCCCAAAUCUCUUACAUAGCCUAAUUAAACUUUUCUAAAGUGGGUGGGUCAUUUUGUAUCCGGGCAUUGUUUUCCUUUUAUACAGGUGAAUCCUAUUCUAUCAAAACACAUACCUGCAAUUUUAAGAAGUAAAUAACUGUGAUUUUCAUUAUUAGGCUUCAGUUGCCAUAAUUUUGUCAAAUGGUAUUCUGUUCUGGGUAAGAAAUGUG
Molecule: messenger RNA, 5856 nt
Organism: Rhineura floridana
Lineage: Eukaryota; Metazoa; Chordata; Lepidosauria; Squamata; Rhineuridae
Gene: VASH2
Product: vasohibin 2
Exons: 9
Coding region: 345-1451 (368 amino acids)
Biological process (GO): regulation of angiogenesis
Cellular component (GO): cytoplasm
Source: RefSeq, a predicted model, not a curated record